AUGUGCCUCCGACUCUACAGACAUUACACGGAAUGUGGCUGUCUCCUAGCAGCCCGAGCCUCCCUCCGCGAAUGUCGCCACGGCCCGACGUCGCCCCUCUGCGGCCCACAGCACACCAUCGGCAUCGUCACCCGCGAGGGCGAGGAGUGUCUAUACCACGCCUGCCUCACCAAGCAGCAGCAAAACGCGCCCGAACAGUCUCGCAAGCCAUGCUUCCGUAGACCCUCUGGUCCGGGUGUUACAGACAAGGAAGUCGCAGAGGCGAAAGUAGAGCACCUACGGAGCCUUGACAUGAGGGAGCGUCUCGACCGCUUUAAGGCCAAAGGCCUCGAGGGGUCGUACCGAGGCGACCGUGAGUUCAGACCGAGAGGCGGCGCUCUGGUCUUCUCGAGGCAGUUCGACGGUACGGAGUAUACGGGCCGUCACCCCUACGAGCACACAGAUUUCGAGGAGGAGGACGUGGCGCAGCAAAAGACGCGGUGCCAUCUCCGCAAUGUGUUCCUCGCCACCGUUCAAAGGGAAGGCCUCUUCGAUCCGAGCGAUCGGUUCCUGAGCUCCGCGUGGGACGAUGAUAGCAAUUCCUCCGCGUGCAGCAGCGAGGUCCACCCCGAUGCCUUGGAUACGACCUCUUACAGCGAGGGCGCGAAGCCGAUGGCGUCUUGGGAGGAAAUGAACGGAGGACGUGACAUCGUGGCUGGAGAAGACAACGCGAUGGACGUGGAUGAGACCGACCUAUGCAAUGUGUAUCGGGAGGAUUCCUACUCGCCUGUCGAGCGGACUUUGAAGCUCAAGGACUUGACUGGCUUGCGUCCCAAUCGGGCGUCGGCCUAA
Messenger RNA from Colletotrichum graminicola M1.001, 831 nucleotides. RefSeq lists its product as uncharacterized. The record is from RefSeq and is a predicted model, not a curated record. The coding region runs from base 1 to 831 and encodes 276 amino acids. NCBI's taxonomy places the organism in Eukaryota, Fungi, Ascomycota, Sordariomycetes, Glomerellales, Glomerellaceae. The transcript has a single exon.